AUGAUGAGUCGCCCUCAGAAGUACGGCAACACGUCUGCCAUUUUCGUCCAUGCUGGAGCUGGCUUCCAUAGCCUGCAUAAUGAGAAAGCCCAUCUUGAAACAUGUGAGAAUGCAUCUAAUGUAGCAAUGACCAUCUUAAGGAAUGGUGGCUCUGCUGUGGACGCUGUGGAGAUCGCGAUCAUGAUGCUUGAAGAUGCGGAGAUCACGAAUUCUGGAUAUGGGAGCAAUCUGACCAUCGAUGGCGCCGUCGAGUGUGAUGCUACCAUUGUAAAUCACCACGGAAGCAGCGGCGCUGCUGGCGCAGUUCCUAGUGAGCUCUCUCCCUACUCGUUCUCCCUCCUCGUCUUCCCUUCCGCGGAUCUUGCAAGGCUAAUUAAUACUACGAAAGAUGUCAAAAAUCCCAUCUCGCUUGCUCGGGUUAUCUUGGACGCUUCAUCAAAACCGUUGUCAUUGCAGCGAGUACCUCCUAACUUCCUUGUUGGCCAAGGCGCCACUGAUUUUGCUUUUGAAAACCGGCUGGUUGUCCUUCCCGAUGACGGCCUGAUAUCUCCAGCGGCACGAGAGAGAUGGCUUCGCUGGCAACAGGAUUUAUCUUCAACCGAAGGAGUGGACAGGCAACACCAUGGUCACCACCACCAGAACGAUCGCUUCAAGUCAUGGAUUCGUCGGCCAGUUCACUUUCACCCAGCCCAGCUGCUUUCGUCUCAUAAUAGUACACACCCACAUUCGUCAAGUCCUGACAUCAACAAUGAGCCUAGCCUUCCAAACUUCACAAACUCCAGAUUCAGAGGCUUUGGUGUCACUCCGCCAGCAGAUUCAAAUACGCCCUCUUCUGACUCGUCUCGGACCAGGGAUGGCGAGUAUAUAGAUGGCAUGUGCUCACGAUCCGAGCAAGCUUAUGUACCAGCAGAGGCAUUCUCCGAACCUGGGACGGAGUCAACUAUGGAAGUAGACCCGACGUCGCAAACCCCUGACACAAAUGUGGACCCUAAUAAACGCACCUCGAUCACGCUCGAUCCUGCCAUGGACCGGAUUAAUGACACUGUCGGCGCGGUAGCAAUUGACAGCCAUGGCAAUAUUGCAGCAGGCUCAUCAUCUGGUGGCAUAGCGAUGAAGCAUCGGGGUCGAAUCGGACCUGCAGCGCUGGUAGGCAUAGGCACCGCUGUUAUCCCAGUGGAUCCCAGCGAUCCCGAUAAAACCACUGUUGCCGUUGUUACAUCGGGAACCGGAGAGCAUAUUGCCACCACUAUGGCCGCUAGUACCUGUGCAUCGCGCGUCUACUACAGUCAACGAAAAUGCGAUGAUGGCGACUUUGAAGAAGUAACUGAGGAGGAAGCUGUGAGGGGGAUGAUAAUAUCCGACUUUAUGGACCACCCCGGCGUAAAAGGCAGUCAUUGCCAGGGUGCCAUUGGGGUGAUGGCGGUAAAAAAGACGACUGACGGCGCGUUCCUCUACUUUGGUCAUAACACCGACUCUUUCGCCCUUGCAUCCAUGUGUAGCGAUGACAAGAAGCCAACCUCCGUUAUGUCUCGUAGUAAUGGCAAUGGCAGCAUCGCCCAAGGUGGUCGUGCGUAUCGCUGGAAAAGAUACAAAGUGGCUGAAUCAUCGAAGUAA
This is a messenger RNA of Aspergillus affinis, 1614 nucleotides long. RefSeq names its product threonine aspartase 1. The record is from RefSeq and is a predicted model, not a curated record. Gene Ontology annotation, molecular function: threonine-type endopeptidase activity. The coding region runs from base 1 to 1614 and encodes 537 amino acids. NCBI's taxonomy places the organism in Eukaryota, Fungi, Ascomycota, Eurotiomycetes, Eurotiales, Aspergillaceae. Gene Ontology annotation, biological process: protein maturation. The transcript has 5 exons.